UACUUUGCCACACACUCUCAUGUAGAUUAACCUUUCAAUUAGUUGUUAUAUCAGGUUCCCUCUGCCUCCGCCGCGCUUUUUAUUCGCUGGAUCAAACGGGACCCGCUGGAUUUUAAUUGACCCCUUUACGCGAUUUUUUAUUUUUUACGCCGCUUCAAAUAAACCCGUUUAUUAAGUGCUUCCGCCAGGAGCCGAGCGACCGCCGAGCAACUUGAGGUUUCACUCACGUGAAGUUUGCAAGGAUUUUGCAAGGAAAAACUUUGCCUGGAUUUAUUGAGUUGUAAUUUUGACAGUCUCCUGAGGAAAUUUUAAGGAAAUGUAGAGACAACCUGGCGUAAGGAGUUCUGUCAGUAAUCUUGCACACCAUGGUGUACUGAUGGCUGACUUGUGUUUGUGGAUGCAUAUUGUUUGCUCAUAAAAAGAAGGAAUGUAUUCAUGGAUUAUGCCUUAAUGCACCAAAUAAUUUCACCAUGGUGAAACUGGCCAAUCCCCUGUACACAGAGUGGAUUCUUGAGGCUAUUCAGAAGAUCAAAAGGCAGAAGCAGCGGCCUUCAGAGGAGAGAAUUUGCCAUGCUGUAUCAACGUUGCACGGACUAGACAAGAGUACCGUACUGCAGCAGUUGGAGCUAGCUGUAAAGGAUGGAUCCAUCCUUAAGGUCACUAGCAAAGGUUGCGCUUCAUACAAAGAUCCGGAUAACCCAGGGAGGAUUGCGUCGAUCAGGCCUGGAGGCCCGGUUCCCUCAUCGGCAGGAUCUGUGGUACCUGCAGGAGAUCUGCGACAUCUGGAUUGGAAUAAGGUCCUCAGGAGGGCUAUAGAGGGCCUGGGUGCCCCUGCUGGCUCGUCCCUGAGGAACAUAGAGCGCUUCUUAAGGAGUCAGGAUGACCUGGCGAACGUGGUGGCUAACCCCAGGUUCCAGCAGAGGCUGAGGCUGGCUGCUAAGCGUGCCGUGAAUAAUGGGAGGCUGCUAAAGGAUGGGCCGCUUUACAGGAUGAGAAAUGGCAGUGCAGGUGGAAAGACUGGCUUCAGGAGCAGCAUUGGAUUGGCACUGGACCUCCCACCUGUAACGCUUCUACCACACGAGAAAGAUCAGCCUCGUGCCGACCCGAUACCUAUAUGCAGCUUCUGUUUGGGCACAAAGGAGUCUAAUCGAGAUAAGACACCAGAAGAACUGCUGUCAUGUGCAGACUGUGGGAGCAGUGGCCAUCCAUCUUGUCUGAAGUUUUCAGCCAAUUUGACUGCAAAUGUCAAGGCGUUGCGAUGGCAAUGCAUCGAAUGUAAAACGUGCAGUUCCUGUCAAGUUCAGGGGAAAAAUGCUGAUGAAAUGCUGUUCUGUGACUCCUGUGAUCGGGGGUUUCAUAUGGAGUGUUGUGACCCACCACUCUCCAGAAUGCCAAAAGGAAUGUGGAUCUGCCAAGUAUGCAGGCCAAAGGAGCAGGAGGAAAAACGACUGCUGCACAAAACAGCAGCCCAGAUCAGGAGGCGAUAUGCAAAGCCAGGAAGGCCGAGAAAAAAUCUCACACAUCAAAUAAUUCCUGACAGUGGUGCUGCACGAACCCAUGAGCUGUGUGAGAGAGAGGAACAUAGUCGGGGUCCUAAGAGUUCAGCCUGCACUUCACCCACGUCCAGCACCUUCUCGUACAGCACAGACAUGCAGAGCCGCUUGAGCCUCGGCAUUCCCCGUGCAUCGACUCCAGCUUCUCUCACUUCCUCGCCCACACUGCCUCCAUACAACAAGAAAACCAAAAGUCUCAUCGAUGGCCUCUCAAGAUUUUUCACGCCCUCUCCCCUGGGCCGACGCAUGCGUGCUGACGCAUCCACGUCUUCUGAACCACAUAGGCCUAACAAACGGACUUACCGGAAACGCCUGUGUGACCCACGUUCCAUCUCAUCGGUGACAGGCACCAGCCAAAGGAUAACUGCCCUAUGUAGUGCACUCACUACCCCCUGCUCUUUAUCAGGACACAGCCCAACAUCACUGAAUCCCAGUCAGUCUGAUUCUCCUCAGAGCUCCUCGUCCCAGUCGAGUGGCCCGUCGCUCAGCAGUCUUGCAAGCAGCAGCCAGCUGAAGGGACUAUUUGAUGGACUGUCUCACAUCUACGCAACUCAGGGACAGUCCCGGCAGAAGGGAUUGCCCAGCUAUGCACCACCUAAACGAGGCCAAUGCACACGGGACGCUUCCUCCUCACCCACAACGCCUUUGCAACUCCAUGGUAAUAAGCCCACUGAAGGGUUCAGUAGCAAACUAGCAUCAGUAUCCUGCUCAGACUCUGGCUGGCCUCCUAAGCGAGGAAGGCCUUUUAAGACGGCACUUCAUUUUAAGCGAGCCUCCUUCCUGAAGAAGCACAGGCUCUUAGGCAGGUUUAGGUUUAAGGCAUCCCCGCAGAAGGGCAGCCCCACGCCAGGGAGGAACAGCCUGACACAUGGACGAAACCAUGGCACAUGGUCUGACCAAAAUCAUGUCUUAAAUUCCUUGAGAUGCCUAAAAAGAGAAGUUCAGGAAACAAGGUUACCCUCGUCCAAUGACCAAGUAACCGAAGAGGACAUUAAGAUGUUCAAGCAUACCCAGGAGCUCACCACAAAGAGGACCGAGCUUGUAAGCAGUGGUGAUCACGGACCGUCACUCAUAGAGUUUGGAAAAUAUGAAAUACAGACAUGGUACUCUUCACCUUAUCCUCCAGAAUUCUCGAGAUUACAGAAGCUCUAUCUCUGUGAGUUCUGUCUGAAGUACAUGAAAAGCCAGGACAUUCUGCAAAGACAUUCAAAGAAGUGUGGCUGGUUUCACCCGCCAGCUAAUGAGAUCUACAGAAAAGAUAACCUUUCUGUGUUUGAGGUUGAUGGAAAUGUAAGCAAAAUUUUCUGCCAAAACCUCUGUCUGCUUGCGAAGCUUUUUCUUGACCACAAAACGCUGUACUAUGAUGUGGAGCCUUUCCUUUUCUAUGUUUUAACGCAAAAUGACGAAAAAGGUUGCCAUCUUAUAGGAUACUUCUCAAAGGAAAAGCUUUGCCAGCAGAAGUACAAUGUCUCCUGCAUAAUGAUCAUGCCCCAGUACCAAAGGCAAGGAUUUGGGAGGUUCCUCAUUGAUUUCAGUUACUUACUCUCCAGGAGGGAGGGCCAGGCCGGGUCCCCGGAGAAGCCUCUAUCAGAUCUGGGUCGUCUGUCCUAUUUGGCGUAUUGGAAAAGUGUCAUACUGGAGUACCUGCACAAUCACCCGGAUAAGAGUGUGAGCAUCAAGGGAAUGAGCAAAGCCACAGGCAUGUGUCCACAUGACAUUGCCACCACACUCCAGCAGCUCAACAUGAUUGAUGUGCAGGAUGGCAGAUUUGUCAUCAUUCGAAAGCAUCAGACGAUUCAGAAGCACAUUUCACGGCUUCUAGAGAAACCACGUAUUUAUGAGGUCGAUCCUGACUGUCUUGUCUGGACUCCUGCUAGAUCAGUCUACAGAAAACCUUUAGAGAGACAACAUAGAAAAGGAGCAGAGAAAGCAAAUCUUGUGGUAUGCAGUGAAUCAUCCACUGAGAAGCGAGCACGAAUGAUCAGCAGUAGGAUACCUCCUCUUACCAAGAGUAACAGCUACACCAGACAGAACCCAGAGCAAAUGCUUACUACCACAAUUGAAAAGGACUUGGACGUCAGCGAGGAUAGCAGCAGUGAUGACAAUACUUCAGUCCGAUCCCAGUCUACACCAGGGCUCAAGCGAAGGAGAGCAGGCCCUCUGCGGAGAAAAAGAGGCAGAAGGAGAGUGCGCAUCAACAGUAGCGUCACCACAGAAACAAUAUCGGAGAGAACAGAGGUGCUGGAUGAGCCAUUUGAGAACUCUGAUGAGGAGAGCCCUGCGCCACAGCUAGGCCAUUCUGUCAGGAGGGAAGGAAGUGAGGAAGAGGAGGAAGAGGAGGAGAGCAGUGUAAGAACAGUUGUGCGUAGACCUGGAAGACCAAGGAAGAAGGAAAGACAAAAUGACAAUCAUUUAAAUCAACAGGAAGGAGAUCAAGUUGAAGAUGCUGUGAAAAAGGACAAUCCUCGGCCCGUUAAGCGGAAAAAAGGCUGGCCCAAAGGAGUGAAGCGAGGGCCCCCUAAAUGGAGGCUAAAGAAAGAGAGAAAAAUGGGAUUUAAGCUCAACCUCUACACACCACCCGAGACGCCCAUGGUCAGUAUGGAGCAGGAACCAGAGGAGGAGCAGGUGGACAGUCCUGUUUCUGUUCCUGAUGGCUCAGAGUCUGUCUUUCUAAAUGAACCAGAGUGUGUAAAGCCAGAGCUGCACUCAGACACCCUGAUCACGGAGCCACAGGAACCCAGUGAAGAACACAAGGGUGACGAGCCUACAGAUAAACCUGAUUCUGUGGCCGUUUCUCCUUGUGAUGGGGUGAGCCAGGAAACUACGUCAGGUCCUAUGAACUCUGAUGAACAGUCCCCUGAAAGUACAGAACAGGAAAGAAGCCAGGAGCCUGAUGAGGAGCAUACAUGUAGUGAGCCCCAGGCCCCUGGUGAGCGGGAAGAGGAGGAAGAGGAGGAUGAAGAGCUACUAGAACCUUCUCAUGUGGAGGAUCAUGAUGCAGAUGAUGAGGAUGAUGGCCAUGUGGAUUCUGGUGAGGUGAGGAAGGAGGAUCCUACACCAGUACUGGAGAAAGAGCUUCCAGAUAACACUGAUUCCAAGCCAAACUCUUGCAAUGAUGAGAAGGAACAGGAUACACCUGUGCAGUCUUCUGGAGAGCUGGUCUCGGACAAUGGAUUAGUUAGCAUGAGCACACAAGAGAACCCUGUGGACUCAGACCACCAGGCUGAUUCUGAAUCUGAUGAGGAGGAAGAGGAGGAAGAGGAGCACAGUCAAAAUGUUGACCAAAAAGAUGCUGGUCCUUUGACUCCUGCAAUAAAAGAGGACCACAGUAUCUGUCCAGAGAUUGACAUGGAAACUGCCCAAGCAGUGCAGUCCCUAACGCAGGAGGCUGAGCAAGAAAGGCACUUCCAGGACUGUGUAGAGACCCAGGAGGCCUGCCGCAGUCUACAGAGAUAUGUGCAUGUUGACCAGAGUCCCCAAAUGACCCCAGUAGAUGACUGCCAGCAGUCAGACCACAGCAGUCCAAUGUCCUCUGUUCACUCGCACCCAAGCCAGUCCGUGCGGUCCGUCAAUAGCCCAGCUGUGUCCAUUCUAGAGAACAGCUACACUCAGAUUAGCCCAGACCAAGGCGCAAUCUCUGUGCACUCCCUACAUAACAUGGAGACAAGUCCAAUGAUGGAUGUCCCUUCUGUGUCUGACCACUCGCAGCAGGUAGUGGACAGUGGCUUCAGUGACCUUGGAAGCAUUGAAAGCACGACGGAGAAUUAUGAAAAUCCCAGUAGCUACGACUCCACACUAGGUGGCAGCAUUUGUGGUACAGGAGCCAGCACUGGUGCCUCUUCCCAGAGCAGCUGUUCCUAUGGCAACCUUUCCUCCAGUGGCAGCCAUGGACAGAGCAGCUGUGCUGUGUCCCAGCAGAUGGCUGGCCCUGUGGUGAACAAUACUGGCGCCUGCAGCAUGCUCCAGCAGAACAGCAUGAGCUCGCCACAGGGCUGCAGCGUCAAAUCCCCACAAGGCUGUGUACCAGAGAGGCAGCCUGGGCAUGGGCACGGGCACGGACAUGGUCCUGGACAUGGACACGGGCAUGGACACAUGCACAGUCAUGGUCACCACCACAACCACCAUCACCAUCACCACCCACACCAACACCAUCAGCAUCAGCACCACCAGCAGCCUCUGUCUCACUGCUCCAUGCCUGGCAGCUUCCCUCCACCCAUGCAACUCUCUGACCUCCCGGAGUCAAACAACCCCUCCACCAAUCUGGGGCUCUAUGAGAGGAUGGGCCAGGGUGAGUAUGGGGGUGGGCACUAUGCACAGCCCUCGGCUACUUUCAGCCUGGCUAAGCUCCAGCAGCUUACUAAUACUCUCAUGGACCAUCCUCUGCCUUUUAGCCACUCUGCCUCUCAUCCCAUCACAUCUUACACCAACAACAAUGGUUCAUUGUCCUCACAGCUUGGCCCUCACAACCCCACGCUGGUGCCUCUGUCUCAGCCUCCGCACGCAGUCACAGGCGGAGGCCCUCAGACACAGGCCACCAUGACUCCACCCCCUAACAUGACCCCACCACCUAUGAUGGUGCAGCGCAACAUGGGUACACCGAACAUGAACUUGGCCCCCUCCCAAAGACUGCAGACACACAUUGCACCCAAGAAUCACCCCCAUCAUUCAGUGACCAUUCGCUCUAAAUCGGCACCACUGACUCCUCACCACCAGCAGCAGAUGUACGGCAGGAGUCCACAGGCUGUUACCAUGCAGGCUCCAAGUAGGACACUAGCCAUGGCACCUCGCAUGAACAUGGGUGUGAACCUCAUGCCUGCUCCAGGUUACAACGUGAACUCAAUGAACGUAAAUAUGGCGCCUCUUAACGCAAUGAACACGUACAGAGUGACCCAACCCAUGAUGAAUGGGAGUUACCAUGGCAGCACAACGUACAUGAACCAAUCACCACAGUACUCUAUGCAGAUGGGCAUGAUGGGUACUCAGCCUUACCCACAGCAGCCCAUGCAGGCUCCUCCCCACGGCAAUAUGAUGUACAGUCCAGCGGGUCACCACAGUUACGUGAACACUGGCAUGUCCAAACAACCCUUGAACGGGCCUUACAUGAGACGAUAAUCGCUAAUGACCCCUCUCCUGCAAAUUGUCAGGAAAUGAAAGUCAGCUUGAUGACUUGAGGUAGUUUUUUGUUUGUUUUGAUUUUCAAUAUUAUUGUUUGCUUUUAUGUAUUCUUUUUUUCUUUCUUAAAAACCAGCACUUGGUAAGAAUGCAAAAAAGUUGUGUUUAAUGGCUAAUCUUUAGCUUUUUCCCUAUUUAUAUGGGAAGCCUUACAUCAUCGAAAUUUAAUGUAACGUUUAAAUGUAAAUCUACAAACUGCAUUGCAGUUUAUAACUGCAGUGAUUUUUUUUAUUUUUAUUUUUUUUAUUUCCCCCUUUUUGUUUUGGACUUGCUUCAUGGAACCUUUAAAUGUGCCUGCAUUGUAAGCCUUUCAAUGUACCUGUUUAACAAUCGCAAGGUUAUGUUUCCAAGUCUGUACUCAUGCCUUCAUAUUAUUUAAAUUAUUGUAAGUCUACUUUUAUAUAUAUAUUUUUUUUUAAGUGUAAGGUGAAACUUAGCAUGCUAUAAUGUCUUUGUUAGUGACAGUGCAUCAAAGUAGUACUGUACAGUGUUGUGCUUAAAAGCAAGCAAUUUUAUAUUAAAUAUAUGGCCUUGGUUAGGUUUCCCUCUUAUGGAAGGAAAAAUGAAAUUCUAUUUUUGUUGUUUCUAAUACUGAAAAGAUUUUAAAACAUUGUCAUGUUUUUUGGGUGUUCAGCUUCGAAGGUUCUAUUGCUAAUUGUGUAUAAUUUGUUACUUUUUAACAAGUUUCUUUACCUGAGGCAGCUUUGUUUUUAUACAAACUAAAGCAAUUUCAGACGAAAUAGAGAAGUAAAUGUCAGUAUUUGUACAUGUAGAAUUCUAAAAAAAAAAAAAAAAAAAAAAUCAACGGAAGGGAAUGCAAAAAAAAGGAAAAAGAAAAAAAAGGAAAAAACAAAACUUUCACAGGGCAGUUCAGAAAAUUGUCAAUUUACUCCCAAAGUUGGUCUUUUUAUGAAAUGCCUUUAAACAUGCAUUUUCAUUCCACAUGUAAAUUUUUUUUAUCUUUAUAAAACAUCUGAUUUAUAUUUUACUGAAAUGUAGAACAGUAGCCUUGUUAAUAGACAAAACAGAUGGCAUGUAUAAAGAGAAAAUUGUAUUGGUGUCUGUUUGUAUAGCUUAUUUUGUAGCCUUUGUACCUGUACAGAAUGGCAGUUUGAUGUAAGAGGGAUAUCCUGACUAUACUAAUUAAUGGAGCAACAGUCCUGUAUUUAUGAGUUACCUUUUUAGUCAGUCACUUAAAUGCUGUACAUUUUAGCAGAAAAUAAAUUAUGAUGAGCCACUGACAGA
Molecule: messenger RNA, 7970 nt
Organism: Hemibagrus wyckioides
Lineage: Eukaryota; Metazoa; Chordata; Actinopteri; Siluriformes; Bagridae
Gene: kat6b
Product: K(lysine) acetyltransferase 6B
Exons: 17
Coding region: 471-6665 (2064 amino acids)
Biological process (GO): nucleosome assembly; regulation of DNA-templated transcription
Cellular component (GO): nucleosome; MOZ/MORF histone acetyltransferase complex
Molecular function (GO): histone acetyltransferase activity; DNA binding
Source: RefSeq, a predicted model, not a curated record